Messenger RNA from Microthlaspi erraticum, 990 nucleotides. NCBI's taxonomy places the organism in Eukaryota, Viridiplantae, Streptophyta, Magnoliopsida, Brassicales, Brassicaceae. The record is from the annotation of a GenBank genome assembly.
AUGUCUUGGUGCACGAUCGAGUCGGAUCCCGGUGUAUUCACUGAGCUUAUUCAACAAAUGCAAGUCAAAGGAGUGCAGGUUGAAGAAUUGUAUUCUCUGGAUAUUGACUCUCUCAAUAACCUCAGACCCGUCUACGGUUUGAUAUUUCUUUUCAAAUGGCAAGCUGGAGUAAAAGAUGAUCGUCCAACAAUCCAAGAUCCCGUGUCUAACCUUUUCUUCGCAAACCAGGUCAUUAACAAUGCUUGUGCAACUCAAGCGAUCCUCUCUAUCCUCUUGAACUCUCCAGACGUUGACAUCGGCCCUGAGCUAUCGACGCUGAAAGAAUUCACCAAGAACUUCCCAUCUGAUCUCAAGGGAUUGGCUAUCAAUAACAGCGACGCUAUAAGGGCUGCUCACAACAGUUUCGCAAGGCCUGAACCAUUUGUCCCAGAGGAACAGAAAACUGCUACGAAAGGCGAUGACGUUUACCAUUUCAUAAGCUACAUACCUGUGGAUGGAGUCUUGUACGAGCUUGAUGGUCUCAAGGAAGGACCUAUCAGUCUUGGUCCAUGCCCUGGUGACCAAACUGGUAUUGAAUGGCUGCAAAUGGUUCAACCGGUGAUCCAAGAACGGAUCGAGAGAUACUCACAGAGCGAGAUCAGGUUCAGUCUCUUGGCUGUCAUCAAGAACAGGAAGGAUAUCUACACAGAGGAACUCAAGGAGCUUCAAAAGCAGAGGGAACAGAUGUUGCAGGAGAUGGCUGGGUCUGACAAAAGCGGCGCAGAAGCAUUUGAGCUGUUGAUUGGUGAGGUGAAUAGUGGGAUCGAAGCUGUGAGUGAUAAGAUUGUAAUGGAAGAAGAGAAGUUCAUGAAAUGGAGAACAGAGAACAUUAGGAGGAAGCACAACUACAUUCCGUUUUUGUUCAACUUUCUCAAACUUCUUGCGGAGAAGAAACAGUUGAAACCUUUGAUUGAGAAGGCCAAGAAACAGAAGACAGAAAGCUCCACUUGA